Molecule: messenger RNA, 1750 nt
Organism: Psylliodes chrysocephalus
Lineage: Eukaryota; Metazoa; Arthropoda; Insecta; Coleoptera; Chrysomelidae
Source: the annotation of a GenBank genome assembly
AGUAUUAACGGUAAUGUCACGUUGACUUUGUAUUGUCGACAAGUAUAAAAAUUAAUAAUUACAAACAGGUAAUUAAUGUCUCAUAGAUGUGAGCUCCACCAUGAAAAUGAACGAGCAGAUUUAUUUUUACAAGCUUAUGCCGCAUCAAAAUUAAAAUCGAGAUUGUUGUCAUGGCUGGUAAUAUCAGAAAAGAAUCGAUACUGCGCAUUGCAUUUUAAAAGCGAAGAAUAUAUUAGAAAAGAAAAAAUACGCCAUUUACAAUCUGGAUACAUUUAUAUUAUUCACCCUUUAAGCAAGUUUCAGCAAUGGUACGAAUUUUGGCUGUUUCUCUAUUAUCUAUUGACCAUAUCAGUAAAAUUGUUUGACUGUGGAGUACGAGAUGCCGAUGUAAUGUGCACAGAUACAGACAAAACGAUCUUUGACAAUGCUAGUGGCUCUUUUAUAGCUUAUGUCGUAUUUUCUACUGUUAUGGAUGUUCUGAGUUGGAUUGACAUUAUUUUGAGUUUUUUAACAGGCUACAUUAAUGAAAUUACAGGAAUAAUUGAACUAAAUCCCAAAGCAAUUGCAAAGAAUUACAUGACAGGGCCAUUCUUUAUUAUCACUGUCUUAACUUCUGUUCCGAGAUUUUUAUUUUAUGUAUUUUAUGACCAACCACCAUUGAAAUUGAUAGGUGUUCAAGUUGCAUUUUCUCUAUUAAAAGGAAUACGCAUAAUAUCAGUAAUGUCGUUAAGUAAAAGAAUUUUACCAACCCAUUCAAAUACCGGAAUGUUAAUUAUCCGUUGGUUCAUUUUAUUUGCAUUUGUGUUACACAUGUGUUCUAUGUUAGAUUUGACAAUAUCGAGGGUUAUCAGAUUUUACUUUGAAUUAGGUAAAUGUAAGGAUAUAUUACUGUACGAACAUAUGACACUAUACCAGUUAUACCCAAGAUAUAUGUUUAGAACGUCAGCAUAUCUCUUAGCUAUUGUACUUCCUGGUAACUUAAUAACUUCAAUUACUUAUCCAGAAAGUUAUAUAUUUGCAAUAUUGAGCUAUCUCACUGGUAAAAUAUUCGUAGCUGCUACUUGGGUAAUUACGAUUUCACUAUUUUUAACCCACAAUUCUCUCAGAAUAAAAUUCCAAUACUUAAUGAUUCAAAUAGAGGAAUAUAUGAUUCAAAAAAAGCUUCCGAUACCUUUGAGAAAAAGAAUCAUAGAGUAUUACUAUUUCAAAUAUCACGGAAAAUAUUUCAAGGAAAAUGCUUUGAAUUUUCUACUUUCAAAUCCUCUAAAAAAAGAAAUCAAUUUGCAUAUGUGUAGGAUAUUAAUAGCAAAAGUUACAAUUUUGAGAAAUCUUAAAACAGAGAAAGUCAGUGAAUUAGUUCAGUAUUUAAUUCCAGAAAUAUACCUCCCUCAGGAUAUUAUUAUACAAUCAGGCAGUUUGCAAGACUCGCUAUACUUUAUAUCUAGCGGUACCGUCGCUGUUUAUACUCACUCUGGCAAAGAAGUCUGCCAUCUUCAAGACGGAAGUUAUUUCGGUGAAAUUGAUUUGAUACUCAAAAAGGGACAAAAAUGUAUUAUUACUGUGAUCGCUGUUGAAAUAUGUCAAAUUUAUAGAUUAAAAAAGGAUGACUUUGAAAAGACUUUACGUUAUCAUAAGAAUAUCAUGCGCGAAAUCAUAGCUUAUGCCGAAGACCAGCUGAAAUAUAUUACAAUGGUAGAAAGGAAAUAUAAAGAGAAGCUGUUUGAAGAGACUUAUACUGCUUCAUAAUUAU